AUGGUUAGUACCAGUAUUUGUAUUACCUGUACUACUGCUAUUACCUGGAGGACUAUAGCUACUGCUCCUGCUAUCAUGGUUAAUACCAGUAUUUGUAUUACCUCUACUACUGCUAUUACCUGGAGGACUAAAGCUACUGCUCCUGCUAUCAUGGUUAGCACCAGUAUUUGUAUUACCUCUACUACUGCUAUUACCUGGAGGACUAUAGCUACUGCUCCUGCUAUCAUGGUUAGCACCAGUAUUUGUAUUACCUCUACUACUGCUAUUACCUGGAGGACCAUAGCUACUGCUAUCGUUGUUAGCACCAGUAUUUGUAUUACCUCUACUACUGCUAUUACCUGGAGGACUGUAGCUACUGCUAUCGUUGUUAGCACCAGUAUUUGUAUUACCUCUACUACUGCUAUUACCUGGAGGACUGUAGCUACUGCUCCUGCUAUCAUGGUUAGUACCAGUAUUUGUAUUACCUCUACUACUGCUAUUACCUGGAGGACUGUAGCUACUGCUCCUGCUAUCAUGGUUAUUACCAGUAUUUGUAUUACCUCUACUACUGCUAUUACCUGGAGGACUAUAGCUACUGCUAUCGUUGUUAGCACCAGUAUUUGUAUUACCUCUACUACUGCUAUUACCUGGAGGACUGUAGCUACUGCUAUCGUUGUUAGCACCAGUAUUUGUAUUACCUCUACUACUGCUAUUACCUGGAGGACUGUAGCUACUGCUCCUGCUAUCAUUGUUAGCACCAGUAUUUGUAUUACCUCUACUACUGCUAUUACCUGGAGGACUAUAGCUACUGCUCCUGCUAUCAUGGUUAGUACCAGUAUUUGUAUUACCUCUACUACUGCUAUUACCUGGAGGACUGUAGCUACUGCUCCUGCUAUCAUGGUUAUUACCAGUAUUUGUAUUACCUCUACUACUGCUAUUACCUGGAGGACUAUAGCUACUGCUACUGCUAUCGUUGUUAGCACCAGUAUUUGUAUUACCUCUACUACUGCUAUUACCUGGAGGACUGUAGCUACUGCUAUCGUUGUUAGCACCAGUAUUUGUAUUACCUGUACUACUGCUAUUACCUGGAGGACUGUAGCUACCGCUAUCAUGGUUAGUACCAGUAUUUGUAUUACCUCUACUACUGCUAUUACCUGGAGGACUAUAGCUACUGCUCCUGCUAUCAUGGUUAAUACCAGUAUUUGUAUUACCUCUACUACUGCUAUUACCUGGAGGACUAUAGCUACUGCUCCUGCUAUCAUGGUUAGCACCAGUAUUUGUAUUACCUCUACUACUGCUAUUACCUGGAGGACUAUAGCUACUGCUCCUGCUAUCAUGGUUAGCACCAGUAUUUGUAUUACCUCUACUACUGCUAUUACCUGGAGGACCAUAGCUACUGCUAUCGUUGUUAGCACCAGUAUUUGUAUUACCUCUACUACUGCUAUUACCUGGAGGACUGUAGCUACUGCUAUCGUUGUUAGCACCAGUAUUUGUAUUACCUCUACUACUGCUAUUACCUGGAGGACUGUAGCUACUGCUCCUGCUAUCAUGGUUAGUACCAGUAUUUGUAUUACCUCUACUACUGCUAUUACCUGGAGGACUGUAGCUACUGCUCCUGCUAUCAUUGUUAGCACCAGUAUUUGUAUUACCUCUACUACUGCUAUUACCUGGAGGACUAUAGCUACUGCUCCUGCUAUCAUGGUUAUUACCAGUAUUUGUAUUACCUCUACUACUGCUAUUACCUGGAGGACUAUAGCUACUGCUAUCGUUGUUAGCACCAGUAUUUGUAUUACCUCUACUACUGCUAUUACCUGGAGGACUGUAGCUACUGCUAUCGUUGUUAGCACCAGUAUUUGUAUUACCUCUACUUCUGCUAUUACCUGGAGGACUGUAGCUACCGCUAUCAUGGUUAGUACCAGUAUUUGUAUUACCUGUACUACUGCUAUUACCUGGAGGACUAUAGCUACUGCUCCUGCUAUCAUGGUUAAUACCAGUAUUUGUAUUACCUCUACUACUGCUAUUACCUGGAGGACUAUAGCUACUGCUCCUGCUAUCAUGGUUAGCACCAGUAUUUGUAUUACCUCUACUACUGCUAUUACCUGGAGGACUAUAGCUACUGCUCCUGCUAUCAUGGUUAGCACCAGUAUUUGUAUUACCUCUACUACUGCUAUUACCUGGAGGACCAUAGCUACUGCUGCUAUCGUUGUUAGCACCAGUAUUUGUAUUACCUCUACUACUGCUAUUACCUGGAGGACUGUAGCUACUGCUAUCGUUGUUAGCACCAGUAUUUGUAUUACCUCUACUACUGCUAUUACCUGGAGGACUGUAGCUACUGCUCCUGCUAUCAUGGUUAGUACCAGUAUUUGUAUUACCUCUACUACUGCUAUUACCUGGAGGACUGUAGCUACUGCUCCUGCUAUCAUGGUUAUUACCAGUAUUUGUAUUACCUCUACUACUGCUAUUACCUGGAGGACUAUAGCUACUGCUAUCGUUGUUAGCACCAGUAUUUGUAUUACCUCUACUACUGCUAUUACCUGGAGGACUGUAGCUACUGCUAUCGUUGUUAGCACCAGUAUUUGUAUUACCUCUACUACUGCUAUUACCUGGAGGACUGUAGCUACCGCUAUCAUGGUUAGUACCAGUAUUUGUAUUACCUCUACUACUGCUAUUACCUGGAGGACUAUAGCUACUGCUCCUGCUAUCAUGGUUAAUACCAGUAUUUGUAUUACCUCUACUACUGCUAUUACCUGGAGGACUAUAGCUACUGCUCCUGCUAUCAUGGUUAGCACCAGUAUUUGUAUUACCUCUACUACUGCUAUUACCUGGAGGACUAUAGCUACUGCUCCUGCUAUCAUGUUUAGCACCAGUAUUUGUAUUACCUCUACUACUGCUAUUACCUGGAGGACUGUAGCUACUGCUCCUGCUAUCAUGGUUAGUACCAGUAUUUGUAUUACCUCUACUACUGCUAUUACCUGGAGGACUAUAGCUACUGCUAUCGUUGUUAGCACCAGUAUUUGUAUUACCUCUACUACUGCUAUUACCUGGAGGACUGUAGCUACCGCUAUCAUGGUUAGUACCAGUAUUUGUAUUACCUCUACUACUGCUAUUACCUGGAGGACUAUAGCUACUGCUCCUGCUAUCAUGGUUAAUACCAGUAUUUGUAUUACCUCUACUACUGCUAUUACCUGGAGGACUAUAGCUACUGCUCCUGCUAUCAUGGUUAAUACCAGUAUUUGUAUUACCUCUACUACUGCUAUUACCUGGAGGACUGUAGCUACUGCUCCUGCUAUCAUGGUUAAUACCAGUAUUUGUAUUACCUCUACUACUGCUAUUACCUGGAGGACUGUAGCUACUGCUCCUGCUAUCAUUGUUAGUACCAGUAUUUGUAUUACCUCUACUACUGCUAUUACCUGGAGGACUGUAGCUACCGCUAUCAUUGUUAGCACCAGUAUUUGUAUUACCUCUACUACUGCUAUUACCUGGAGGACUGUAGCUACUGCUACUGCUAUCAUUGUUAGCACCAGUAUUUGUAUUACCUCUACUACUUCUAUUACCUGGAGGACUGUAGCUACUGCUAUCGUUGUUAGCACCAGUAUUUGUAUUACCUCUACUACUGCUAUUACCUGGAGGACUGUAGCUACUGCUAUCGUUGUUAGCACCAGUAUUUGUAUUACCUCUACUACUGCUAUUACCUGGAGGACUGUAGCUACUGCUCCUGCUAUCAUGGUUAGCACCAGUAUUUGUAUUACCUCUACUACUGCUAUUACCUGGAGGACUGUAGCUACUGCUCCUGCUAUCAUGGUUAAUACCAGUAUUUGUAUUACCUCUACUACUGCUAUUACCUGGAGGACUAUAGCUACUGCUCCUGCUAUCAUGGUUAGUACCAGUAUUUGUAUUACCUCUACUACUGCUAUUACCUGGAGGACUAUAGCUACUGCUCCUGCUAUCAUGGUUAGUACCAGUAUUUGUAUUACCUCUACUACUGCUAUUACCUGGAGGACUAUAGCUACUGCUAUCGUUGUUAGCACCAGUAUUUGUAUUACCUCUACUACUGCUAUUACCUGGAGGACUAUAGCUACUGCUCCUGCUAUCAUGGUUAUUACCAGUAUUUGUAUUACCUCUACUACUGCUAUUACCUGGAGGACUGUAGCUACUGCUAUCGUUGUUAGCACCAGUAUUUGUAUUACCUCUACUUCUGCUAUUACCUGGAGGACUGUAGCUACCGCUAUCAUGGUUAGUACCAGUAUUUGUAUUACCUGUACUACUGCUAUUACCUGGAGGACUAUAGCUACUGCUCCUGCUAUCAUGGUUAAUACCAGUAUUUGUAUUACCUCUACUACUGCUAUUACCUGGAGGACUAUAGCUACUGCUCCUGCUAUCAUGGUUAGCACCAGUAUUUGUAUUACCUCUACUACUGCUAUUACCUGGAGGACUAUAGCUACUGCUCCUGCUAUCAUGGUUAGCACCAGUAUUUGUAUUACCUCUACUACUGCUAUUACCUGGAGGACCAUAGCUACUGCUAUCGUUGUUAGCACCAGUAUUUGUAUUACCUCUACUACUGCUAUUACCUGGAGGACUGUAGCUACUGCUAUCGUUGUUAGCACCAGUAUUUGUAUUACCUCUACUACUGCUAUUACCUGGAGGACUGUAGCUACUGCUCCUGCUAUCAUGGUUAGUACCAGUAUUUGUAUUACCUCUACUACUGCUAUUACCUGGAGGACUGUAGCUACUGCUCCUGCUAUCAUGGUUAUUACCAGUAUUUGUAUUACCUCUACUACUGCUAUUACCUGGAGGACUAUAGCUACUGCUAUCGUUGUUAGCACCAGUAUUUGUAUUACCUCUACUACUGCUAUUACCUGGAGGACUGUAGCUACUGCUAUCGUUGUUAGCACCAGUAUUUGUAUUACCUCUACUACUGCUAUUACCUGGAGGACUGUAGCUACCGCUAUCAUGGUUAGUACCAGUAUUUGUAUUACCUCUACUACUGCUAUUACCUGGAGGACUAUAGCUACUGCUCCUGCUAUCAUGGUUAAUACCAGUAUUUGUAUUACCUCUACUACUGCUAUUACCUGGAGGACUAUAGCUACUGCUCCUGCUAUCAUGGUUAGCACCAGUAUUUGUAUUACCUCUACUACUGCUAUUACCUGGAGGACUAUAGCUACUGCUCCUGCUAUCAUGUUUAGCACCAGUAUUUGUAUUACCUCUACUACUGCUAUUACCUGGAGGACUGUAGCUACUGCUCCUGCUAUCAUGGUUAGUACCAGUAUUUGUAUUACCUCUACUACUGCUAUUACCUGGAGGACUAUAGCUACUGCUAUCGUUGUUAGCACCAGUAUUUGUAUUACCUCUACUACUGCUAUUACCUGGAGGACUGUAGCUACCACUAUCAUGGUUAGUACCAGUAUUUGUAUUACCUCUACUACUGCUAUUACCUGGAGGACUAUAGCUACUGCUCCUGCUAUCAUGGUUAAUACCAGUAUUUGUAUUACCUCUACUACUGCUAUUACCUGGAGGACUAUAGCUACUGCUCCUGCUAUCAUGGUUAAUACCAGUAUUUGUAUUACCUCUACUACUGCUAUUACCUGGAGGACUGUAGCUACUGCUCCUGCUAUCAUGGUUAAUACCAGUAUUUGUAUUACCUCUACUACUGCUAUUACCUGGAGGACUGUAGCUACUGCUCCUGCUAUCAUUGUUAGUACCAGUAUUUGUAUUACCUCUACUACUGCUAUUACCUGGAGGACUGUAGCUACUGCUACUGCUAUCAUUGUUAGCACCAGUAUUUGUAUUACCUCUACUACUUCUAUUACCUGGAGGACUGUAGCUACUGCUAUCGUUGUUAGCACCAGUAUUUGUAUUACCUCUACUACUGCUAUUACCUGGAGGACUGUAGCUACUGCUAUCGUUGUUAGCACCAGUAUUUGUAUUACCUCUACUACUGCUAUUACCUGGAGGACUGUAGCUACUGCUCCUGCUAUCAUGGUUAGCACCAGUAUUUGUAUUACCUCUACUACUGCUAUUACCUGGAGGACUGUAGCUACUGCUCCUUCUAUCAUGGUUAAUACCAGUAUUUGUAUUACCUCUACUACUGCUAUUACCUGGAGGACUAUAGCUACUGCUCCUGCUAUCAUGGUUAGUACCAGUAUUUGUAUUACCUCUACUACUGCUAUUACCUGGAGGACUAUAGCUACUGCUCCUGCUAUCAUGGUUAGUACCAGUAUUUGUAUUACCUCUACUACUGCUAUUACCUGGGGGACUAUAGCUACUGCUAUCGUUUUUAGCACCAGUAUUUGUAUUACCUCUACUACUGCUAUUACCUGGAGGACUGUAGCUACUGCUCCUGCUAUCAUGGUUAAUACCAGUAUUUGUAUUACCUCUACUACUGCUAUUACCUGGAGGACUGUAGCUACUGCUCCUGCUAUCAUGGUUAGUACCAGUAUUUGUAUUACCUCUACUACUGCUAUUACCUGGAGGACUAUAGCUACUGCUAUCGUUGUUAGCACCAGUAUUUGUAUUACCUCUACUACUGCUAUUACCUGGAGGACUAUAGCUACUGCUCCUGCUAUCAUGGUUAUUACCAGUAUUUGUAUUACCUCUACUACUGCUAUUACCUGGAGGACUAUAGCUACUGCUAUCGUUGUUAGCACCAGUAUUUGUAUUACCUCUACUACUGCUAUUACCUGGAGGACUGUAGCUACUGCUACCGCUAUUAUUGUUAGCACCAGUAUUUGUAUUACCUCUACUACUGCUAUUACCUGGAGGACCAUAGCUACUGCUAUCGUUGUUAGCACCAGUAUUUGUAUUACCUCUACUACUGCUAUUACCUGGAGGACUGUAGCUACUGCUCCUGCUAUCAUGGUUAUUACCAGUAUUUGUAUUACCUCUACUACUGCUAUUACCUGGAGGACUAUAGCUACUGCUAUCGUUGUUAGCACCAGUAUUUGUAUUACCUCUACUACUGCUAUUACCUGGAGGACUGUAGCUACUGCUACCGCUAUCAUUGUUAGUAGCAGUAUUUGUAUUACCUCUACUACUGCUAUUACCUGGAGGACUAUAGCUACUGCUAUCGUUGUUAGCACCAGUAUUUGUAUUACCUCUACUACUGCUAUUACCUGGAGGACUGUAGCUACUGCUCCUGCUAUCAUGGUUAAUACCAGUAUUUGUAUUACCUCUACUACUGCUAUUACCUGGAGGACUAUAGCUACUGCUCCUGCUAUCAUGGUUAGUACCAGUAUUUGUAUUACCUCUACUACUGCUAUUACCUGGAGGACUAUAGCUACUGCUAUUGUUGUUAGCACCAGUAUUUGUAUUACCUCUACUACUGCUAUUACCUGGAGGACUGUAGCUACUGCUCCUGCUAUCAUGGUUAAUACCAGUAUUUGUAUUACCUCUACUACUGCUAUUACCUGGAGGACUAUAGCUACUGCUCCUGCUAUCAUGGUUAGUACCAGUAUUUGUAUUACCUCUACUACUGCUAUUACCUGGAGGACUGUAGCUACUGCUACCGCUAUUAUUGUUAGCACCAGUAUUUGUAUUACCUCUACUACUGCUUUUACCUGGAGGACCAUAGCUACUGCUAUCAUUGUUAGCACCAGUAUUUGUAUUACCUCUACUACUGCUAUUACCUGGAGGACUGUAGCUACUGCUCCUGCUAUCAUUGUUAGUAGCAGUAUUUGUAUUACCUCUACUACUGCUAUUACCUGGAGGACUAUAGCUACUGCUCCUGCUAUCAUGGUUAGUACAAGUAUUUGUAUUACCUCUACUACUGCUAUUACCUGGAGGACUGUAGCUACACCUACUGCUAUUAUUGUUAGUAGCAGUAUUUGUAUUACUUCUACUGCUACUUUUACCUGCACAAUUUUAGCUACUGCUGCUAUUACUUUUACAAGUAAUACUGUUUUUGAUACUACUGUCGCCAUGUCUGUUUCUACUGCUGCUAUUACUUUUACAAGUAAUACUAUUUUUGAUACUACUGUCACCAUGUCUGUUUCUACUGCUGCUAUUACUUUUACAAGUGAUACUAUUUUUGAUACUACUGUCGCCAUGUCUGUUUCUACUGCUGCUAUUACUUUUACAAGUAAUACUAUUUUUGAUACUACUGUUGCCUUGUCUGUUUCUACUGUUGCUAUUAGUAUCAGUCCUGUUGUGAACUUUCUGCAGGGAUGCUUUAUAUGUGCACUCACCAAAGAAUGGAGCUGUGCCCCCAUACCGACUGUAUUCUAA
Molecule: messenger RNA, 8199 nt
Organism: Protopterus annectens (West African lungfish)
Lineage: Eukaryota; Metazoa; Chordata; Ceratodontiformes; Protopteridae
Exons: 1
Coding region: 1-8199 (2732 amino acids)
Source: RefSeq, a predicted model, not a curated record